Molecule: messenger RNA, 4614 nt
Organism: Protopterus annectens (West African lungfish)
Lineage: Eukaryota; Metazoa; Chordata; Ceratodontiformes; Protopteridae
Gene: ULK1
Product: unc-51 like autophagy activating kinase 1
Exons: 28
Coding region: 547-3672 (1041 amino acids)
Biological process (GO): positive regulation of autophagy; axon extension; protein autophosphorylation
Cellular component (GO): cytoplasm; autophagosome
Molecular function (GO): ATP binding; protein serine/threonine kinase activity
Source: RefSeq, a predicted model, not a curated record
AGCGUUGGUCUUUGUUCUAAGAGUAGGUGGUGUAAUCGGUUUAGCUAACAUAAUAAUCCUAAAGUUGUUCAUUUGUUCUUUCUAACAUCGUCGACACAGUUUUUUGACGAAGUCAGAUAAAGAUAAGGGACAUUGGCAAAACGGUGUUUAGGCCGGACGUUAACCCAAACCCGAGACUUCAGCCCACUGCGUGUCUAUUGUGUACAAACAAAUCGGGUUCAUUUUUUGUCACUUUUAAAAGGAUUCAUCAUGACUGACAGUUGCGUCAUCUGAUCUACCACAAUGGAGUGGAAACUGUUGUAGUGUCAGGAUAAUCGGACAGGAUACAAAAAGUCCUGGGUGCUAUCAUGAGUGAAAGGGGUAGUACUUUAUGGAAAAGGCAGCCCAUGGAAGUGGGAUGUAAACAAAGUCUCUGCUGCCGAGAGCUUGACCAUAACCAAGCACUGCACUUCAAACAGGCUGCAAGAUCCUGAUUCCCCUCUUGCCCCCCUUUUUUAUUUUGUAUUUUAUUUUUAAUUAAUCUGCAGAGUCAGAGAUCUUUACAUAAUGGAGACUGUGGGGAAGUUCGAAUUCAGCAGGAAGGACCUAAUCGGGCACGGUGCCUUCGCUGUGGUGUUCAAAGGGAGACACAAAGAGCAACAUGACUUGGAAGCAGCCAUAAAAUGCAUUAACAAAAAGAACCUUGCAAAGUCUCAGACUCUCCUGGGGAAGGAAAUAAAAAUACUGAAGGAGCUGAAACAUGAAAACAUUGUUGCACUGUACGACUUCCAGGAAAUGGCAAAUUCUGUGUACUUGGUGAUGGAGUACUGCAACGGUGGUGAUCUGGCUGACUACCUUCACUCCAAAGGAACCCUCAGUGAGGAUACCAUCCGACUGUUCCUGCAGCAGAUAGCGGGGGCCAUGAAGAUGUUGCACAGUAAAGGUGUCAUUCACCGUGACUUGAAGCCACAGAACAUUCUGCUGUCCUAUGUGGGAAGCAAGAAGUCCAACCCAAGCAACAUCCGCAUCAAAAUAGCUGACUUUGGCUUUGCCAGGUACCUCCAGAGUAAUACAAUGGCAGCAACUCUUUGUGGAUCUCCCAUGUAUAUGGCUCCUGAAGUCAUUAUGUCCCAGCAUUAUGAUGCAAAGGCAGAUCUGUGGAGCAUAGGAACCAUCAUUUACCAGUGUCUUACUGGGAAGGCUCCCUUCCAGGCAAGCAGCCCUCAAGACCUCCGGAUGUUUUAUGAGAAAAACAAGACAUUGACUCCAAACAUCCCAAGGGAGACAUCCAGCCUUUUACGAGAACUGUUGCAGGGACUCCUUCAGCGCAACUACAAGGACCGUAUGGAGUUUGAUGAUUUCUUUCACCAUGCCUUCCUGGAAGUGGGUUCCUCAAUGAAGAAAUCUGCUCCAGUACCUCUGCCUUCUUACCCAAGCUCAGGAUCGGGCAGUUCCUGUAGCAGCUCCUCCACAUCCCAUCUGGCCUCUCCACCAUCCCUGGCAGAAAUUCAACAUCUGCAUGAAAAGACAUUGAUGUCCCCCACACAAGGCUCACCUGGCUUCCUGCAUGGUUCCAAGGAGUCGGUCGGCAGUAGCAGCAAGAAUUCAUCUUGUGACACAGAUGACUUUGUUAUGGUUCCUGCACAGCUGUCAAGUGAUAUAAUGGGUGAAGCAGCAGGAGGUAAGCCUGCCCCUGGGAGCCUGGUCUGCUGUGGGAGUUCUUUGGUUACCUCAGCAGGUCUAGGAAGCCAAGGAAGAGCAUCCUCACCUUCACUGUCAUACAGCAGCUCCCCCAGCCCAUCCAGCAGAGGUACACAUCUUUCAAGUAGCAGCUGUGGGCAAUCACUUCCCAUCCCAGUUCCAAGCCAGAUCCACAACUACCAGCGAAUUGAGCAGAAUCUGCAGUCUCCAACUCGAUGCACUUCUCCAAGGUCUGGGGGUGUUAGAAGGUCGAGCAGCACAAGUCCACUUGGAUUUGGUAAGUCAGGAGCAUCACCACCAUAUCCUGGAGAGACUGGAGCAUUCCCUGCCCCUCGGAGGUUAUCUUUUGGUGGGUCUAAGCCAUUUUUGCCUUCUUUUCAAGUUGGCACUAUUCCAGAGCAGCCAGGGCAGGACUUCAGUACCUCUCCUUUCGGAGUUGAUGCAAGAGGAAGGACUUUGGUUUCUGGUGUAGCAGUAUCUGAACAGAGCCCCCGUGGUCUGGGCUCCCGUCUUCAUAGUGCCCCCAACUUGCCAGAAUCAUAUCAGUGCAGACAGAAGAUCAAGAAACAACACUCAGAUCCCGUGGUUACAACAUAUUCACAUGCUCAGGGCAUUCAGACAGUGCAUAGCUUACAUCCACCCAGACAAAUGAGGUCCUCUCCAAAGCUAUCUGAUUUCUUACAGAGGAGUCCCUUACCUACAAUAGUAGGCUCUCCAACAAAGGCUGCACCAGCAUUUAAUUUUCCCAGAGUAUCAAGUCCUCACAACUUGGUGAACUUGUGGAACCAACCGGCUUUGGUUACCACCCCAACCCGUAACAGGACUCUCCCAGACCUGAAGGAGAUGGGUCAGUUCCAGUACCAACAGCCAGGUCUGGCAAUGAGACCUGCAGAAGACAAGAGUCCCAUUGGCAGAUCUUUCAGCACUGGGAAACUCACAGACCUUCUGCUUAAAGCUGCUUUUGGUGUUCCAGUCUCAGAAGCUAGCACUAAUGACAGCUUCAGCACAGAGAAGCCAAUGGACACAGCUCCCUCUGCUGUUCAUGGUAGCCCUGUUGUGGCAGGUUACAGUACUCAUGCACCAGUUAUGUUCACUGUUGGAUCACCUCCCAGUGGAACUACACCACCACAAACCACUCGGACCAGACUGUGUUCAGUUGGUUCUUCCAGCUCACAUAGCUCAGGUGGCUCAUUCAGCAGUAGACCUGUCCUGCAAGGACUUGCUGCAGAUGCUCUUGAAGGACCCUGCAGUCUCCGGUACACUUUCUCAGAUCCUGUAGCGAUCACCCUGGAGGGAGCAGUAGCAUUUGAAGCUCCAGAAUUACCAGAGGAGACCCUGAUGGAGCAAGAGCACACAGAUAUACUGAGAAUCCUUCGUUUUAACCUUAUGUUUGCACAAUGUGUAAUGGAGAUUGCUGCAGCAAAGGAAAGCGGAUGUGAUAUCAGAAGUUCGCUAACAUCAGUGUGUCAGCUACAGGAAAGCAUGGUUGCUGACCAGAUCAGCCUUCUAAGCAAAGAGUGGAGUUAUGCCGAGCAGCUCGUGUUAUAUAUGAAGGUGGCUGAGUUGCUGUCAACUAUACUCCGGAUGGCUAUAGAGCAAAUCAAGGCAGGCAAGCUGUGCCUCUCAUCUGCUGUCAAACAAGUUGUGAAAAAGAUGAAUGAGCUGUACAAGUCCAGUGUAACAUCCUGCCAAAGUCUGAACCAUCGGCUACAAAGGUUCUUCUUGGACAAACAGAAAUUAAUGGACCGGAUAGACAGCAUCACUGCAGAGAAGCUGAUCUACACUCAUGCUGUGCAAAUGGUGCAGUCUGCAGCACUGGAUGAGAUGUUUCGUCAAGGGGAAGGUUGUAUUCAGAGAUACCAGAAGGCUCUACUGCUGAUGGAAGGUCUCUUGCACAUCAUCACUGACCAGGGUGACAUGGAGAACAUUACCAAAUGUAAAGUUUGCAUUGAACGAAGACUGUCGACACUGCAGUUAGAAAUGUGUGGCUGACUGAUAUUUGUAAUCCUCAGCUGAUCCUCUUCUGUUGUCACAAUCCGAUAAGAAACAUCUCAUCUGCAAGUUUCUUGAUUCAAUGCUGAUUUUUGUUUUCUGAUUUGGAACUGGUCCCUAAAGUGCAGUUUGCUCAGUGACUAACUGCAGCACUCUGUUGGAAUACAGUACCAGUUCAUGAACUAGAUGUUUGCAUCUAAAUAGAGCACCUGAUUUUUCUGGGUAACCAGAAGGCUGUUCUCAUGACGUCACUGUGUUUUUUAAUCAUUGUUUUUCAGCAGUCUUUAAUUGAAAAGGAAAAUGACCUGAUAUGUUUCAGAGCCACAUUGUUGGAGGAAUGUAGGGGAAAAAGACUUAAAAAUGAUGUGGCCAGUUGCAUCUGAUUUCCUCUGCUCUUGCUGAUGCCCAGUCAGUGAUAAUAGCUUCCAAAAUAUAUAAAUAUAGUUUUACUUUUGUAAAAAAAAAAAAAGUUCAUUAUUUUAUCAAAUGCUGCCUUGAAGCACUUUCCUCACUUUCUAAUCUGGAAAAGAAUAUGGAGAUUAGGAGCUCCCACAAGGAUAAGCUUAAAAGUUUUCCACCGUCUUAAGCACAGGCAUAAAUACAGUAUAGCAUUCCUCUAGCUGAGAUGUAGAAUAUAUUUGCCACCUUGUCUUAUUUUCACAGGAUAGUGUUAUUGCAUAGUUGUAUCCUGCAAAAAUGAAAGAAAGAAAAUUAGCUGCUUUGAAAGUUUAUCUGCAGAAAAUGUUUUCUGAUCAUGUUGCAUACGACUGUUGCAGAAAACUAUGAUACUGUAAGAAAAAGAAACAACUACAGUACUGAGCUGUAGUUGUGGUAGUAAAGUGAAUGUACAUCCUUUGUGCUGGCGUGGAAUGGUGGCUGUUCUGUAAAAUAUGCCAGACCACAGUGUAGGUGCAUAUUCCCAGUUACAAUAUAUAUAUAUAU